This is a messenger RNA of Anarrhichthys ocellatus (wolf-eel), 3480 nucleotides long. RefSeq names its product syndecan-2-like. The transcript is spliced from 5 exons. NCBI's taxonomy places the organism in Eukaryota, Metazoa, Chordata, Actinopteri, Perciformes, Anarhichadidae. Gene Ontology annotation, cellular component: cell surface; membrane. The record is from RefSeq and is a predicted model, not a curated record. The coding region runs from base 218 to 1063 and encodes 281 amino acids. Gene Ontology annotation, biological process: cell migration.
ACAAGUAGUCCAAACAACUUUCCCAGAGGAACUCCUCAAUACAACGCGUUCAGUCUGCUGCAAGAGAAGCUGAGAUUUAACAAAGUAGCCGAAGACGUGUUGAGGAAUCAGCGGAACUACUUCAUUUUGCCUUUGAGUACAUACAUAUAUUUAAGGUUUUUUUUCUCACUUAUAUAUUAAACUCUUACAACUGCCGUCUUUUUGUGGGAGUUAUAAGAUGAGGGAUCUGCGGUUGUUGUUCCUCUUCGGGCUGGCGACUGGUUUCAUCAGUGAAAAACUCUUUGUCUCCUCGCAGACGACCUUCUCCACAACAGAUGAUAUGUACCUAGAGGGCCAAACGUCAGGGGACCUUCCAAUGGAUGAUGAAGAUGGGGAUGAUGACGACGGCUCUGGAUCUGGAUACUAUGCUUCCAGCAACUUCACAGAUACAGAGGAGAUACUCAGGAAGGUUCUCAACAUCUCUCAGACCACAGUCUCCAAAGAAAUGGUUCCAACUCAACCACCGCCUUCAGCAGCCUCGCCUCUCAGCCCGUCAACCACAGCAACAGGCAGCCAGAACACAUCAACCAAAGGGACGGACGCAGAGACGACAGCAUUCAUAUUACCUAACGGGGUCGACAGUGAUGAGAGUACCAGCCCCAGCUCCACCACCAUGCAUCCCAGUGAAACUACUGCAACCACAUCGGGCAUGGACGUCACUGCAAUCAAUCAUACCAACAAGGACAACAGUCUGGAUAGGUGGGAUGUCUCAACACCCAAAAACCGUGGAGAUGAAGUCCUGAUCGAACAGGUCGAAAAUGAAAUUCUGCCCGAAAAUGGCCGAGGCAGAAAAUAUGAGAUGGACGCUCCCGAGGAGGUGACCUCUGAGAACAUGUGGGAGAGGACAGAAGUGCUGGCAGCGGUGAUAGCAUGUGGAGUGGUUGGAUUCCUCUGUGCAGUUUUCCUCCUCCUCCUCCUCACCUACCGUAUGAAGAAGAAGGACGAAGGUAGCUACGACCUGGGAGACACCAAAGUUUCCUCAACGGCCUAUCACAAAGCACCAACCAAAGAGUUCUACGCCUGAACUCACCAACAGGGACAUUAAAUGGAGUCUUUCUCCUCCCAAUCACGUCUAAGAAUGGAUUUAUAAACAACUGGAGAUGUUCCUCUGGAUGAAGUUUAAAGUCAAGCGCCUCUGUUCUUCUUCAGUGCUCCCACCAUUUGGGAAAAAAAAUAAUAAUGUCCUACCUUCUUCCUCUGCUACAGUUUCACAUCUUGCUUUAUGAUCAGUGUUUGUGAAGAAAAGGUCAUACGUAAAAAUACAUUCCUAUCAUUCCAUUCUGGGGACGGAGUUGGACAUUAAAUACACAUCCUAAAUUUCAAGAGAGGAAUCUUUUCUAGAGUAUCGAGAUGGAUCACAACUGUUCUAGUCUAGGAGAGUAAUCCACAUCAAAGUAUUGAAAACACUGUGCCUGUCGACCCACAUUAGGUCUCUAAGCUGAACCACACGUGGCGGGACUUGGUUCUGCGUUACGGACAUACGAUUGUCCCAUUUGGCAGAGCUACAGUCUGAACUGUCCCAGUUCGGCUUAACAACAUUGAUGAAGUUUCAAAGAAACAUGAAUAGCAUUAACACAUUUUGAAUGCUGUUAUUUGGAAAGGUACCACACAUGGGAUUAAUAUUAACAAGGGCCUUGGAAAAAAAAAAAAAAGUAAACCCCUUUUAUUUGAAGUCAAAAUGACUCCGUUAUCGUUUUUCCUUGUUGCAUUUCAUUUUCUGUACGCUUUCUUCGCUGAAUUGAAGAUUUUUGUUGUUAUAAGGAAUUCCUGUUUUUUCAUAUGCUGUCCAGUAUUGAGAGAUUUUGUUACUUUAUCGGUACAUAUUUGUGUUUUCUCACAGAUAUUUGACAUUUAUAGAACUUACCAAAUAUAAAUAUGCUUUAAUUGUUUUUGCCAAAUUAUUAUUUUGUUUUGAUAAGAGAUUUCCAGAAGACAUUUUGUGUUAUAUUCAUACAGUGGUAGCUUUAUGUCGUGCCUCAGCCUUGCAUCCAACAUUAGUAAUAUUUUCAGGACUAUUGUACUUGAUGACUGAGUGCUGCAAGCAUGUGGAGCAGGAUUGCUAAACUAGAGCCAAGAUUAAUGACUAUAGUUCAGAAACCGUAGAAGUGACCAACGCUUUUUGAAGCAGCCAAAGCACAUUCCUUUCUGACUGUCAACUGUAUACAGCUACAAUAGCAAGCGUGAACACAAAGGGACAGUGACAAUGCACAUGACGGGACUAUCCCAAAUCGGUCAUUUAUGCACAAUUUCCAAAUUUAAAAAAAAAAAAAUUAGUUUCAAUGUAAGAUAGUGUAAGCAUGUCAGAUUUUAAACACUCAUUUCCCAAUUCUCAAUCUUUACGACACCAAACCAACUAAAGGAGCAUGGGACCUUCCAGAGACGUUAGGAGCUUCAUACAGGAGGCAGUUAACAGACCACACGGUGGUGUUCCCUUUUGUUAGCGCGUCAUUCUAACUUGUAUACAGCCUGUUAAACAUGUUAGUGAAAAUAUUGGGAAUUUGUCCUCUCUGUGAUGAAUUUUAACACCAGCUAUCUACAGCUUAUUAUGUGUCAAAUACUGCUCUUCACAUCAGCCUCUUACUGAAAUGGGAGAACUGUUGUCUUGAAGCAGCGCUAUCUGUGGCCUUACAAUCUCUGUGAAAGGGUCAAAUAAAUGUUUUUUUUAAUCUACCGUUGGUUAUCAAAAUGACUGGGAUCCGUGGUCGAUACAUACUGUGGGGGCUACUGUGACAUUUGUUGGGCACUUGAAUCCUCCGUGCUUCACAAAACAUUGUAUAUUCAUUUAUAGUUGCUUUGACCUUUGAGCUGUACAGAACCUCUACUGGAAUAUUUCUGUUCCAGUUUGGUCUAAAAAAAAAACAACUCUUCACCCGUCCAUACCAACAAAGAUUUCAUAGAAAUGUCUGACAUACACCUUACUCGUAGAGGAUUAGGACAACAGGAUAGCACUUAAAGAUGAUGACACACAAUAUCCUCUCUCUUCCAGGAUCUCUGUACAUUUAUACAGUAUGUUGAUACUAUAGUGUUUAUGUAUUAAUUUAUACUUGCUUAGUUGACUAUAAUCCAGGUUAAAAAGUCAGUGACAAAUUGGGAUUGUACAGUAUUUACACAUGAUUGAAGCCUCUUUGUGCCUUCUGCUGUUUUAUUUUUUAAUAUUUGUUUUUCAUAUAAAUGCAUUUAAUACAUGAUUAAAGAAUAAUGAAUUAUUUGUAAAUAUAAGGAGUCUUUCAUUUUAAUUUCAAAGUUGAAUAUGAAUUGACUGAAGCCUUGAUUUGAACAAAUAAACACCUACACUUUGUGGGGACCAACCAGAAAACAACUUGCAGAUAAAAUCAUGACAUAAGCACACGAGGUGGCCAAUAGAGAAUUGUCUUGCUGAAAUCAUGUAUCUUACGAGGUUCACCGCUGUAUAAAAGAUGUGGCUUUAAUGCAAAUCUAAAA